Molecule: messenger RNA, 804 nt
Organism: Linum trigynum
Lineage: Eukaryota; Viridiplantae; Streptophyta; Magnoliopsida; Malpighiales; Linaceae
Source: the annotation of a GenBank genome assembly
AUGUUUUAUGCGAACAUGAAGCCAUGUUUUCACAUCUCUCCACCAUGUUUCACUACAAUAGUGUAUAAUUAUCUGAUCACUAUCAAUGUGGAGUUGCUGUCACUGCUACUUGGCAUUCCUAUCUCUGGAGCUGAAGUCAUGAAUGAGUCUGAAUUUCAUUCUGUUGAGUUCAAUGAGGGAGAUGCUCUGCGUAUGUAUACUUGUGAUACAGGUUGCUAUUAUCCCUCUGAAUUCCAUUCUGGGAGACUCCCUGAUGAUCUCAAAGUAUUGCACUUUUACAUAACUCGACUCUUCCUACCUCGAUCGUUUGGGCUCAAUACCAUUUAUCCUUCUGACUUAUGGAUCCUCGCUAGUGCCAAGGAGAAUCGGGUUAUAAGCUAUCCUCACUUGAUGUUCGACCAUAUGUUGAACUACCAUACUGAUAAUUAUGAGGCAGAGCUUCCUUUUGCUCCACAGAUCACUCAGAUUCGGUUGGCCUUAGGAAUAGACUUGAGGUUCAAAGUGGCUCGUGUGGACAUGCUGAGUUCUCUUCGUGCUCAGUUCAUUCUGUGCAAGGUCGAUGCUUCUGUUGGCCGUCGACGCCCUCUGGUCAAUGCUCCAGGGGGAGAAACAGCUGCCCAUGCUUUUCCUUCUUAUGAGGAUGGACUCAGUCUUGCUGAGUUGGGUGGGGAUGAAGCAGUGGAAGAACCAGAAAUAGAAGAUUUGGUUGGAGCGGAGGAAGCAAGCAGCAGCAGCAAUAAUAUGAUGAUGGAGGAUGAAGAUGCAAUUUCUGAUUAUGUGCCAUCACCUAAGUUUUCUUUUUAG